GCGGGCGGGCCGCCUGCCCGCCUGCCUCCCCGUCACCCCGGCAGGGCCGGGCGGCCGCCUGCCUGCUUGCCUCCCUCCGCUGGGUGCCGGGGCCCUCGGCGCGGGGCCGGCCGAGCCCGAGCUGGAUCGGCGGAGCAGCAGCAGCCGUGGCCAGGUCCCAUGAUGACAGCUCUCUUGAGAGGCAGCCAGUUUCUGCAGAAAACUUGUUUCAGCACCGCAGAUACUUGAAGUCUGGAAAGAAAAAAGAUUUCCUGAUGAUUAGCAAAGUUCAUUUAUGAGAUUGGAAAUAACUGCGAUAUCAAGCAUCCGUCUGGAUGCAGAGGUCUUUUCACAGCGGAUAUUCAGCAUUGGUAAACAGAUUUGCGGAUUUGCAUGGGGUAAAAAUGGAGGCAGAAAUAAACUUCUGAAAUUGAAUCUCAGUCCAGAAAUGAUGGCUUCCCAGCUGUAUACACAUGCUUUCAAUAUCUCCCCAAUAGAAACUAGGAGACUGUGUAUAAAUGGAACACCAUGGAUUUGGCAUCUUCUGGAAGAAUGUGUUGAGAAUGCGUGGGAGUACUGGAGCGUUGUCAUAGGACUGAUUUCCAUUGUCUGUUUUCUGUUUGCUGCACUACCUCAAAUUUACGUUGCCUGUCAGAAUGGAAAAGUGGAUCAAGCGCUGUCUUUGGGCUUUCUGCUGUGUUGGAUAGCUGGAGAUCUUACAAAUUUUAUAGGCUGCUAUUUAACAAAUCAACUCCCAAUUCAGACCAUCACUGCCAUCUCUUAUGUUAAUAUGGAUAUAAUUAUGAUUUCACAAUAUGUAUACUAUAAGCUCAAGAAUCAGAAGAUGACAAAAUGCAGCAAAAACCUGAAGAAUUUCUGCGUAACCUGGAUCUUGCUGUGUAUAGCCCUGUGUAUCGUCCUACUCUGUCAGCUGCUAAUAAGAAACCAAGACCAGAGUUCAGUACUAGAAAGAAGUAACUUUCGGAGAAGAUCAACGGAAGGCACCUCUUACCUGCUGUUUGCAUUAGCCAUGCUGGGAAACUGUACGUAUGGACUGAGCCUUGUUUUAAAGAUGCCUGCUACCAAAUCUUUCCAAGCUCUGUACUUUUUACACCAUCUUCCGUGGCUCAUUGGGAGCUUUGGAGUUUUGUUUCUAGACAUUCUUGUGACUGUGCAGUUUGUUCUGUAUCGUCAGCACGAGGAAAGGCAGCCUGGCGUGGUGGCGCUGGAAGUGGAACCGCUGCUCCUGGGCGAGGAGACCGCCUAGUGCGGUGUCGUGGUAGGCUCCUGCCUCCUGUGCACUUUUGCUCUUGGAUGACCUCAACAAACAGUUGGGAUUGCAGUUGCUUAGGGACCACAUUUAUUACUUUUUUAUUUAUUUUGUCAUUAAUUUGUCAUUACUUAUUUGCAAAUGAUAUGAAAAUAAAUAUUUAAUACUGUAUUUCAGGAUGAUAUCAAGUCUUUUUUCCUGAUUUUUUUCCCCACUUUUUAGGCUGUUUCUCCCUAUCCUGAUAGGAAAUCACAGCAGUGACUGCUUUAGAAGUAUGUAUUUGAUGUCGUGAUACAGUGCAUAUCACGAGGUGACUAUUUUUAGAUGAAAAUCUACAUCUAGAUAACAGUAAUGUGGCUGUUUAAAAAAAAAUGCAGGAUCCAUUGGUGUGCUUUUAUGUCAAUCUUGUAAGCUGGUGGGAUCCUCAUGUACAGCUUGUUGCAAAGUAUUACUAUGCAUUUUAUUGUCAAGUUAAUUAAAACAUUUAUACGUCAAUACCUGUGUGUUCCAUGGAAUAUAAUUACUGUGUGCCAUCAUACACUGUAUGGAAAGGGGUUUUUUAUGACUUGCAUUUCUUUACAAGCUGCUGCUCUAGGUAAGUACUGGAGGGGGGUAUGCUAAGGAGACUGUACCUUGCAAUUGUCUAUGGUGUGUUAGGUAUUUUUAUUCAAAACUGUUCUGUUUGAAGAAAACUUUAAUAAGAUCUCAGAAUAAAAUUCUAGUUAAUAUUUCAUUGUAUAUGCAUAUAAUGAUUCACUUCAAUAAAUAACUUUGUGAACAAAA
Cygnus atratus (black swan) is the source of this 2032-nucleotide messenger RNA. RefSeq names its product solute carrier family 66 member 1 (gene SLC66A1). NCBI's taxonomy places the organism in Eukaryota, Metazoa, Chordata, Aves, Anseriformes, Anatidae. The transcript is spliced from 8 exons. The record is from RefSeq and is a predicted model, not a curated record. The coding region runs from base 275 to 1246 and encodes 323 amino acids.